Messenger RNA from Haliaeetus leucocephalus (bald eagle), 1389 nucleotides. RefSeq names its product protein FAM122A. Gene Ontology annotation, molecular function: protein serine/threonine phosphatase inhibitor activity. The transcript is spliced from 9 exons. Gene Ontology annotation, biological process: mitotic G2/M transition checkpoint. NCBI's taxonomy places the organism in Eukaryota, Metazoa, Chordata, Aves, Accipitriformes, Accipitridae. Gene Ontology annotation, cellular component: cytoplasm; nucleus. The record is from RefSeq and is a predicted model, not a curated record. The coding region runs from base 59 to 736 and encodes 225 amino acids.
UAAUUCACAGGUGUUCCAGGCUAACGUUUUGCGAACCCGCAGGAACAGUACCACAGUUAUGAAUCGUCAUAGUCUGUUUGUGCCAUCAUCUCCCAUCCGUAUUCCUAGCAGCCGUCUUCAUCAGAUCAAACAGGAAGAAGGAAUGAAUUUGAUGAACAGAGAAACAGUACGUGAAAGAGAAGUGCAAGUAGCAAUGCAGAUGAGCCACUCAUGGGAGGAGAGCUUGAGCCUGAGCGACAAUGAUUUUGAAAAAUCAUCAUCGCCAAAGCAAGUAGACUUUGUCCCAGUUUCUCCAGCUCCUUCACCUACCAGAGGAAUAGGGAAGCAAUGUUUCUCACCAUCUUUGCAAAGUUUGGUGAGUAGCAGUGGGUUACCUCCAAGUCCUAGCCCAAGUCCAACAAGGCGAUUUUCAAGCAGGAGAAGCCAGAGUCCAAUUAACUGCAUUCGACCAAGUGUUCUUGGGCCAAUAAAAAGAAAAGGUGUAACAGAGAUAGAAGAUCAUCCAAAAAGAUUAUUCCAAGGAUCCACCAACAUGCUUUCCCAUGAAGUUUCACAUCAGGCAGACCUUGGGGGAUGUCUGUCGUCACAUGCUCUUGAUGACAACAGAAGCAGUGCAGGCUCUUCCUGUGACUCACCAGCUGAAGUCGGCACCAACACAGACUCUCCAGUCUCACUUUCUGACCCCAGAUCUCCUUUUUUACCAGUAGAUCUUGCGGCUAAGUUACCUAUUGAUUGAGAAGCAGAAGUCUGCUAAUGGACACCAAGAAACAGGCUGGACAUCAAUAAGACUUUCUGUUGUGUGUAACUGAUUCUGUUCCUCAUAGGAACUUUCAGAAACGUCAUUAUUUCUAGAAAACUUCCAGAAUAGUUCCUUGAGGAGGAAUUCACAUUUCUAGUGAUUUGUAUGACAUUUACUAAAAUACAGUAAGCAUUUGAAUUGCAAACAUAUUUGAUGCUAACAUCAGUAUGCAAGCUGUUGAUUUACAAUGAGUAUUGGCUUGUUGGCAUAAGUUACAAAUACUGUGUGUACAUUCUGCUUGUGGAAGACUUGGCUUUCCAUCAGCCACCAGGCAGUGUCCUCACUAAUACAAAGUGGUGCUUAUGUAGUAACAGAUAACUUUCACAUUUGUCCUCAGUUUGAAAUCAAUGAAGCAGCUUACUAAUUUGUUUUUAUUUCCCGAGUGUUAGAUAUUUAUAUUUUUUGUUCUUCAUAUGAAAGGGGGAACACUAGGUGGAGGGAAUUGAUUCUUGUCUUCUAUUAUGAUUGGCUGUUAAUCAAUUCUGUGUUCUAAUAGAUGUCAAAAGGACAAGUUGGUGAAUUGUCAACUUGAGUUUAUAUGUUGGAUUUCAUUCAUGAUCAUGACUGCUGUUGUGACUAAAUUCAAAUUA